UCGUCGUGAUUGUGGCUAACUUGACGCUACCGCAGCAGGAAGAGACAGACAGCCCGGUUUGUGUUUGCUGUGGCUGACAGCGUGAAGGAAAAGAUGUGAUAGUUUCUCUCAUCAUUUAAUUUUAUUUUUAACAUAAGGUAAAGGUCAGGAGCAAAUGAUUAAUUUCAACCUGUCAAGUGUUUUGCUUCUCAGAGGGAAAAUGAAGAUGCUAGUGCGGACAAGUGCAGCUGCACGCACAGCCCGCUGUUUCCGUUAAUCUCCGAAGGCCCCGCCUCCAAGGAGAAGGACACCUAUCAGUGAUGGUUAUGGAGGAUGAUGGACGUCCCUACAGCCAAUCAGAGCCAGACACCCUGCCAGCAGUGGGCGGGCCAGAACGGCUGGUCCACAGCUUCUCCUCAAGGACCUCCUCCCUUCAACCCUCUGCCCAGCUUUCAGCAUCUCAACCUGGGCUUCACUUCUGACCAGAUACCCUCCUAUGACCACCUGCAGCCAUCCAACCAGGGCUGCCUGAGCCACCCCAGAAACAACACUCAUCAUAGCUUAGUGUAUUCUAAUAAUGCUGACCACAGUGUGCAGCAUAGCGUUCAUGAUCCCCAUGUUUCACCCAUAGUUCCAGCUUCAAACCCAGGAAAAAAUAUACCUCCAUGUUCUCUUCCCCUUAUAAAUGAAAGAACGCAGUCUUGCAAGCUCCAACAAAUGUCACUCUACUCCCCUCACGGCCCUCACCAAGCAAUAUCUGCCCCUUUCCAGGCUCCAUAUACACAUCAAGGUUUACUGAAUGGACCUCAGUCGCCACAUCAACCCUUUAGCCCUCCAUCAUUUGGACAAAAUGUGAAUCAGAGUCCACAGUUUACAUUUGAUAGGGCGAAUGUGGAGUCUGCUGUCAAUGCUGGAUAUAUCCACAAUCAUGCCGUGCCCACCUCUCCUGUCCAGCAGCAGCCUCAGUGGACUCUCCCACCUUACAACAGAGGAGCCAUAAAUGAGUUUGUCCCUGAUGCAGCUGCACAGGAGAGGAGCAAUGCGCCACAGUCUCCCAACUCUGAGUCUCGUUAUGGCCUGGACCCAGAGCUCCUUCCCAGUGCUGUGAAAGUGAUGGCAGAGGACAGGGCGGAGUGGGAGGGGAAGGUCUUCGUCUCAGAGCCUUUUUCCCAUCUUCCUCCUCUAGCAACUACUUCCUGUAUCAUAGAGGACAGAGGUAAUGCGAGUCCUUGUGUCAUCCGCUCCACCUCAUACUGUGUGCCCUGUGAAGGUCAGACCGCCCUACUCAGCCGUCUGCCGCUGGGAGCUCUGGUCACCCCUCUGGCAAAACAAAACGCUAAAGAGAAGCCCCUGCCACUGUGCAAAGAGCCAGAGUGUGUUGUGGGUUGUUCCUGGUGUGGGGCCUCUAUGUGCCCUGCCAUGGGCUGGCAGGACUGUGGUCAGAGGUUUUACUGCCCCUUCUGUGGGAAACUCAACGAAGUGUCGUGGCAACACUACCAGCCAACCAAAGGAGUGGACGGGUUCCGGGUCGAUAAAGACACAAGGCCUGAACUCCAUAUGGGGUCGUAUGAGAUCCUCAACUCUCAGAAGGGUGAACCUGCCGCACUGAUUCUAGCCAUAGAUGUGUCUGCCUCAGCACUGAGAGGAGGACAUUUAGAGUUUGUAACACAACAAAUACACAGUCUGCUCACCUCUCUGAACAGGGAGGAUGGUGACGUCCGUAUCGGUUUGAUGACGUACGACAGCAGGAUCCACCUGUACGACCUCAGCCCCGCCCUUUCUCGCCCACACAUGCUGGUCAUCACAGAGGCGGAAGACCUACAACUUCCUGUGAGGGAGGGGCUUCUGGUGUCCCUGAAAGACUGUAUAGAGAGCGUUGACAGUGUGCUGCAACUUAUUCCUCAGUUUAGUCUGGAGUGUGAUGACUCCAGUGGAGUUCCCAUGGAGCUGCCUGUUAAAGCAGGACUAGCCGUACUGCAGGCCCUGAGUUCUCCUGGCAAGUUGCUCAUCUUCCAUACCGCCCCUCUGAUAGAGAUGGGACACACACACUCCUCCUCAGGGUUCUUUGGCUCCAACAAACCAAAGUCCAUCUUUCAGCCGUCGGAACCAGCCGUCUCAUUGGCCAAGCAGUGCGUCAGUCAGGGCUGUGGCGUUCACCUUUUUGUCCUCUCCCAGCAAGACGUGGGCGGGGCUUGGCCGGGGCACAUUCCAUAUCUAACAGGUGGAGCUCUGUACACCUACAGCCACCUUCAGGGGGAAUUGGACAGGGAGCGUUUUAGCGCCAAUCUAAAAAGGAUCGCAGAGAUGGACACAGGCUACAAGGCUGAGCUCAGGAUUUUUGUUAGCAAAGAUUUGCGUGUGUCCGGCUGUUAUGGGCUGUUCGUCCCCGGUCCUAGCCCAAGCCAGGUCACCAUGGCGACCCUCGAUUGGCAGACAACACUGGCUGUGGAGCUUGCACACACCAGAGCUCUGGAUAAGACGAGAGGUGUAGCCAUACAGGUUGUAUUGUCUUACAGCACGCAGACUGGAGACAGGAGGACCAGGGUUCACACUCUGACUCUGCGGUGCUCAACCCACCUGCAGGAAGCUUUCCGGCACUGCCAGGCCCAAACACUACUCGCCUUCUACUGCAAGAAGAUGUAUUGCGCCGUGUUGGAGCGCCCUCUACAGGAGCUGAGGGAGGAACUGCAGACAGAGGUAACAGAAGCGUUGGCGUCCUACCGUAAACACUGCUGCUCUUCUUCAGUGUCUGCUGGACAGCUGGUCCUCCCUCAGUACCUGCGAGCUCUCCCCGUUUACAUCAACAGUUUGAGGAAGAGCGAGGUGCUGCUGCCAGGCCUGCGGAGCUCCGUCCACCAGCGGCUGCAGCAGCGCUGCCAGGUGCUCGGCAUGGACACGUUCACCACCGCCACACACUUCUACCCUCUGCUGCUGCCUCUGCCACUGUCAGUUGACGGUUCCAGCCCUUCAAACCCAGAGGAGGUGCUGCGCUGCUGUGCCGCCAGCCUGGAGCCCAGAGGUCUGUAUUUGGUUCAUGCACCCCUCACCCUGCUGCUCUGGGUGGGCAGCCAAGUCCCAGCAUGCACCUUGGUGGAGCUCUUCAAUACCAGCUGCUUCUCCUCUCUGCCCUCUGGAGAGACCAAGCUCCCUGCUCUGGAAAACCCUCUGUCCAUCAGUAUUCGAUCACUCAUCAACACACUAAACUCCCAGAUACACUGCGCCCGCAAGCUGUGGGUGGUGAAGCAGGGCGACACCUGCGAGGAGACCCUGCAGCGCCACCUGGUGGAGGACAAGAGUCCUAACGGAGGAGCGUCGUACGCAGACUUCCUCUACCAUCUCCACGUCAACUCCGUCCGAGUGUUGCAAUGACCGACAUCGCACACACACACAUUUUCUGACCUGCCUGGCUGCAUUAUCAGGGUAUCUGCAGGUCUGGAACAGUCUUAAAAGGCGUUGAUUUAGACUUCCUCAAAAAAAGGCCUUAGAAGGUAUUUAAAACUUUUAAAUUUCAUUCACAAAGGUCUUAAAUAUUUUUUUCUAGCCUGCCAUAGACAGUAAUGUUAGUUAUAAAAUGUAUUUUUUUGUGGUUUUAGUAAAACCUGGCCCGAAAAUCCUCAUUAUUGUUUCAGACCUCUAACCUUAAAUUAAUUAGUUAUUUUUUAAUUGGUUUAAUUGGUCAAUCUAUCCAUCCUUCCAUUCAUCCAUUUUUUUUUUUGCUGCUUAUCCACAUUUUAAUGGUAAUGAUUGGUAUAUACUGCCAGGAAAUAACGACAAAAAAUUAAAUUUAAAUAAAUUGCACUUGGUAAAUAAUUCUAGUCCUUAUCAUCACUAAUGGUUUUUAUUGAUAUCUUUCAUAUUUUGACCAUGAAACAGGAGUUUAAUCGCAUUCUCUGUUGUAUUUAAAGAGUUUUAAAUGUACCUUGGUGAAGCCUGCAGAAACCCUGAUGAUGUACAACAAGAGCUGACACCGCAGCGUAUUCAGCUAAAAAUAAACAGUAUUACUAGACAAUAGUAUUACAUUAUAAUUUGGAAAUAUUAAAGGCCUGUUGUCAGAGAAUCAGACAGCAUGGGGACAUUUUAAGAAACACAUGAUUUAAUUUAUUUAACGACUGCUGUGAUAUAAUGUGUUUGUGUGACGUUGAAUGUAAUCCAUGUUGUUGUCAAAAUGUGUUUAUGAUGUUAAUUUAUUCCUGUGUCAUUGCAAUUCUCUAAUCCUUGCCUGAGAAUUGCGCGUGUGCGUGUGAGAGUGUGCGUGUGAGAGUGUGCGUGCGUGUGUGUGUGUGUGUGUGUAUGCAUAAUCUCCUGUAAAUAAAUAAAGGUUUUAAUUGAACCUUGAUUGAAGUUUUACAUGGUUUUGUUUCCUCAGUGCAGUUCAACUAAGGAGACAUGUUUCAUUAACAUCACACGGAAACGUUUUUUUGAAGCGGUGAAGCUUUACGUCAUCCUGCGUCAGCAGAUGAAGUAG
This is a messenger RNA of Thunnus maccoyii (southern bluefin tuna), 4444 nucleotides long. RefSeq names its product protein transport protein Sec24C. Gene Ontology annotation, molecular function: SNARE binding; zinc ion binding. Gene Ontology annotation, biological process: endoplasmic reticulum to Golgi vesicle-mediated transport; COPII-coated vesicle cargo loading; intracellular protein transport. The transcript has 21 exons. The record is from RefSeq and is a predicted model, not a curated record. Gene Ontology annotation, cellular component: COPII vesicle coat; endoplasmic reticulum exit site. NCBI's taxonomy places the organism in Eukaryota, Metazoa, Chordata, Actinopteri, Scombriformes, Scombridae. Bases 313 to 3348 code for a protein of 1011 amino acids.